Molecule: messenger RNA, 1518 nt
Organism: Penicillium macrosclerotiorum
Lineage: Eukaryota; Fungi; Ascomycota; Eurotiomycetes; Eurotiales; Aspergillaceae
Product: C2HC5-type zinc finger protein
Exons: 1
Coding region: 1-1518 (505 amino acids)
Biological process (GO): regulation of DNA-templated transcription
Cellular component (GO): nucleus
Molecular function (GO): zinc ion binding
Source: RefSeq, a predicted model, not a curated record
AUGCCGGACAUCACGGCCUGGGCGCUGUCCCGUCUCAGUCAGCUGCUCCCGCUUGAUAAUGAAUCGCUAAUGCAAAUCAUCGACUACUCCGCGAGUCUGUCCAAAGACGCCAGCGCCGAUCACCUCAAAAACCUCCUCGGCGACUCCCCCGCCGCCCUGGAAUUCAUUACUUCCUUCAAUGCCCGUCGCAAUACCGGAUCUACCACGAAUGCCUCGACCCAAUCCAAUGCAGCCCUUUCCUCCACGAAUGACCGACCGAAGGGGAAGAGCAAGAAGGAGAAGAAGCCACUGCACAGCGCCGGCCCGCCGCGACGUCCAUCCAACUAUGGAGAUAUCGGGGGAGGUUAUAUGAAGUCGAAGCAGGAUGAGGUCUACAUGCCCGCCAGCAAAUCCACCUCUCAUCCCUCCCAUGGACUCUCCACGCCCGGUUCGUCAGCUUCGUCCCGUGCCCAGUCGCCCCUCCCGGUCCCCGUCGCCAAACCUCCCCCGUCCGCCUCGGGGCCUGUGCUUUCAGAUAUACUCCCGAAUGUGCGUUCGAAGACAAGCAAAUCGACCAGGCAAGCCGGAGGCUCAGCGACCCCGUCCAAGUCCACUGGGGCCCUGACGACCAACAAUAUCUCCGACUUGACCGCCGCCAUUGCGGCGCUGGAGAUAUCAACAAACCCGACUCUCGGCUCCACACAACGGAAAUGCUCCUGUUUUGCCUCCAUUCAUCCAUUAUUCGACCCCGCUCCCAAUUGCAUCAAUUGCGGUAAAAUCAUCUGCUCCCUGGAGGGCUUACAGCCAUGCUCCUUCUGUGGCACCCCGCUCUUGUCGGCCGAGGAGAUUCAAGGAAUGAUCAAAGAACUUCGGGCCGAGCGGGGACAGGAAAAGAUGCGCGCUCACAAUGAGAGUGUUCACCAUGACGGGGGGCCACGGCCAUCGGGCUCGGGAUCCGGAUCAUCGACCCCCAACAAGCUAGAUGCAGCCCGAGCGCACAGAGAUAAGCUCCUUCAGUUCCAAGCACAGAAUGCCCGUCGAACGAAGGUGGUGGACGAGGCGGCUGACUUCGAAAUCCCGAACGUGGCUUCCACGCUAUGGAUGAGCCCCGCUCAACGUGCACUCGCGCUCAAAAAGCAACAGCGCAUCCAGCGUGAGUUGGAGGAGAAGGCUCGCCCAGAGUGGGAGAAGAAGAAGACUGUGAUGAGCCUCGAUAUCAAAGGCGGCAAGGUACGACGUGUUUAUCAAUCGGCCGCGAUCGAAUCCACUCCAGAGACCAGCGAGCCAGAUGCGGCGGAUGCGGCGGAUGCGGAGGAUGCCCAGGGGCCGGAGAGUACCCGUGCAUUCAGCAAAAACCCCCUGCUUGCGGCAGGAGGCCUGAUGCGUCCAGUGUGGAAGGCUCCCGAUGGCAAGACUGCUGACAAUGUCGAGCGGAACGAGCGGAAACAAACUUGGCGGCGUGUUCAGGAUGACAAUGACGAUAACGAACAGUGGAUUCUGGAUGGUGGAUUACAUGGACACAGCAACAAGGCUGCAUGA